AUUGAAUCACUCGCCAUUACUGAAGGUUUCAAUUUCCAGGACAGUACUGUCUAUCGCGCAUAUUCUGACUUCUGACUCUUCGUCCACAUACCCAACGUUGCAGAUACUCAGUCUUUCAUACCGCGAAAGGAUCUGUUACGACUGUGAACGACCCGCAGAUAGCCACAUAUAUCCCUCCCUCAUGCUAGAGCCACCUCAGGCUGAAGGAGUGACGAGCGCACAGGAUGACUUGCACGAAGCGUUGGACAACAUACACAUAGGUGAGGGUAUCUCAGCCGUACAGCCUGCCAACCCAGAACCCAACCCCUGGUACGACCCUGCGUCCGAGGCCCAACAUGACGCCGGCAAGCACGAGCGUACGCUGCACACGCCCGAUCCCUCAUCCCUGGACCCAACGGCCACGCAGAGCUUCGUCUCAAGAGACAUCGCAGCAUCGCAGCCGCACGCGAGCGAAGAUAUCCUUUCAGAGUUCGACCCUCUGGCCAGCUCGGAGGAGAAGGCUGCGCGCGAGGCAUGGGCUAGCUCUGAGGCCCACCCUCCACCUCCACAACUCCCACCGAAGGACGCGACGUCGCUUGCUGCAGUUGGCUCAGAACAAGCCGCUGAGGGCGCCUCGUCUGACUCUCAAGACCCCUCAACAUCGGACGCACCGUCCGCAGCCGCAGCCGCCUUCCCUACGCUCGCCGCUUUCGCGCGCACCUUCUCCAUCCCACUCGGACGCAGCCAGCGCCCACAGUCUCUCGACACCGCCACCGCCGUUCCCUCUCCAGCGACACUCUCGUCCUUCGCCCAACAGCAAUCAACACCGCUAACACGCACAUUUAUGGUCGACCCGGAGAACUCUAGUGCUGCAGAGGUUUCGGGAGGCAGCGGCCGGAGCACGCCAGGAGUCCGCGAUCCCGAGCGGGACAGAGGGAAGGCAGCCGAGAGGGCCAGCCCACCGUUUGACUUCCAAAAGUUUCUGGACCAGAUGAAGCUGAAGGGCGCGGAGCCAGUGGCGAAGUACUUGCGGUCCUUCCUGAGCAACUUUGCGAAGAGGACGUUCACGGUGACUGAUCAAGUGAAACUGAUCAACGACUUCCUGAGUUUCAUCGCGGAACGUAUGCGAGACACGGACGUAUGGAAGAACGCUACGGACGCAGAGUUUGAUAACGCGAUGGAAGGCAUGGAGAAGCUUGUCAUGAAUCGACUCUACGACUUCACCUUCACGCCUGCGGUAGUCCGGAUGACUCCACCACGGCCAGUGACCGUGGACGAUCUCGAGCGCGACCGCGUACUGUCACAACGAAUAGCGUUGUUCAAAUGGAUCGAACCCAAUCAUCUAGACGUCCCUGAGGGCGAGGGCAGCGAAGGAUUCUUGAUGUUCGCCCAGCAAGAACUGCUCAAAGUCAAUCACUACAAAGCGCCCCGGGACAAACUCAUCUGUAUAUUGAACUGCUGCAAGGUCAUCUUCGGUUUGCUCAGACACCUUCACAAGGAAGAGGGCGCAGAUACUUUCGUGCCUCUAUUAAUCUAUGUCGUUCUGAAGGCGAACCCGCCUAAUCUCAUGUCUAAUGUGGAGUUCAUCAAUCGCUUCCGGAAUCCUGCGAAGCUGCAAAGUGAAGCAGGGUAUUACCUCUCUAGUCUCAUGGGUGCAGUUUCAUUCAUCGAAACAAUGGAUCAUACAUCGUUAUCCAACAUCACACAGGAGGAGUUUGAGAGGAACGUCGAAAUGUCUAUCCAGUCACUACCAGCCAGCGGAACCGCGACACCCGAGUCAUCUACUCCAUCAUCUGGCAUCUCAAGAGCCUCGACACCAACCCGACCAUCCCCUCACUUGGGCGAGGAAUCCGCGCAGCCCCUCGCGCUCCCUACGCCUGCGCAGGCAUUGAGCGAAGAUGCGCGACGUCUACUGCAGAAGACCGGAGACACGCUCUCUAAGCCGCUGAACGCCAUCAGCCGCAUCUUCAACGAAGUACUCGACAACGCCGAGGAGUCCUUCUCGUCCCUCCCUGCCUUCAACCCCGACUCGACACGUGACCAGAGGCAGUAUCAGCACCAGGAGCAAGACCAGCAACCUGGGUUCGGGGUCCCGCAGACGCCCUUCGGCGCAGGGGACGAUGGUCAGCAAGUCGGCGGGUAUUCGACGCCCUUGCAAACGCCCUACAAGCAGCGCGUACGAAGAGUGCCAUCUCCGCUCUCGACAGGCCAGUCUCCCGGAUCAUACUCGCUGGGUUCGCCCUCAGGUAUCGACACACCAACACGACCGCGCGGGUCAGCCCCGAUGUCGCCGCAGAUGGCACCUCCGCGGAGCGCCUCCGCCAUCCACUCGCGGCCGGGUUCGGCGGACCUGCGACCACAGUCAUCGCACGUCUCGCGGACACCCACGCCGAGCUUGGACCUGGCUGGCUUGCAGGACGAGAUCGACGCCGCGCACGAGCGCGCGGCCGUCGCAGCGCGGGAGACGCUGAAGCAGAUCUUCCCGGCGACGGAUCCAGAGAUCAUGGACUGGGUUCUGGAGGCGAACGAAGGGGACCUUGGGAAGAGCAUCGAGGCGCUUCUAGAGAUGAACAGUGGGAGUUGAACACGUUGAGUGCGCAACGGGCUUAAGUAUGUACCAGUAACCAUUCUGCAAUCGAUAUUCUUGACACAUGCAUCCCUAAUCGAAAAUAUCUGAUGAACUGGCUAGUCCAAGUAAUAUUUCAUGCAUGACUUCUACCAGUUGCUCCAGUCA
Fomitopsis serialis is the source of this 2713-nucleotide messenger RNA. RefSeq lists its product as uncharacterized. The record is from RefSeq and is a predicted model, not a curated record. Gene Ontology annotation, cellular component: endocytic vesicle; cytosol. Bases 182 to 2563 code for a protein of 793 amino acids. The transcript is spliced from 9 exons. Gene Ontology annotation, biological process: vesicle-mediated transport. NCBI's taxonomy places the organism in Eukaryota, Fungi, Basidiomycota, Agaricomycetes, Polyporales, Fomitopsidaceae. Gene Ontology annotation, molecular function: small GTPase binding; ubiquitin binding; guanyl-nucleotide exchange factor activity.